Rubroshorea leprosula is the source of this 1664-nucleotide messenger RNA. NCBI's taxonomy places the organism in Eukaryota, Viridiplantae, Streptophyta, Magnoliopsida, Malvales, Dipterocarpaceae. The record is from the annotation of a GenBank genome assembly.
AGUCAUAUUUCAAACAUCAUGGCGUCUAACGACAACCAAUCGUUGUUUCACUCUCUUUCUCCGAUUCCCAACUUGUCUUCUGCUGCCAUUGAAGAGGUUCUGGAGCAGAGACCUGUGUCAAUCCGAUGGUGGCGCAGGCUGGUGGCGUGGGAGUCCAGGCUUCUAUGGCUCCUCUCUACCUCUUCCAUCAUUGUUUCAAUUUUCAAUUACAUGCUAAGUUUUAUCACAAUGAUGUUCGUCGGCCACCUUGGCUCUGUUGAAUUUGCGGGGGCAUCUCUUGCUAACGUUGGAAUUCAGGGUCUUGCUUAUGGGAUUAUGUUGGGGAUGGCAAGCGCUGUACAGACAGUAUGCGGGCAGGCAUAUGGGGCAAAUAAAUACUCAACAAUGGGCAUAAUAUGUCAGAGAGCUAUCAUCUUGCACUUGGGUGCAGCUGUGAUCCUCACCUUUCUCUAUUGGUACUCCAGUAGCUUUCUUAAACUAAUAGGACAAUCCGAAAGUAUUGCCGAGCAAGCACAAGUGUUUGCCCGCGGAUUGAUCCCUCAAAUUUAUGCCUUCGCUCUAAGCUGCCCCAUGCAGAGGUUCCUCCAGGCUCAGAACAUUGUCAAUCCACUAGCCUACAUGUCUGUUGGGGUGUUUUUCCUCCAUGUUCUUCUCUCAUGGCUCGUUGUCUAUGUCCUUGAUUACGGCCUGUUCGGAGCUGCACUCACUCUGAGCUUCUCCUGGUGGUUGCUUGCCAUUGUAAACGGCCUUUACAUUGUUGUCAGCCCUUCUUGCAAAGAGACUUGGACCGGCCUCUCAACCAGAGCUUUCAGAGGGAUCUGGCCUUACUUCAAGCUUACCAUUGCCUCUGCAGUUAUGCUCUGUUUGGAGAUUUGGUAUUAUCAAGGACUGGUUCUUAUAGCAGGCCUUCUCCCAAACCCAACAAUCUCAUUAGAUUCAAUAUCCAUUUGCAUGAAUUAUUGGACUUGGGACAUGCAAUUUAUGCUUGGCCUAAGCGCAGCAGCCAGUGUUCGGGUGAGUAAUGAGCUAGGGGCAGGUCAUGCAAAGGUGGCCAAAUUUUCGGUAAUAGUGGUGAAUGCAACAAGCAUUCUUAUCAGUAUGGCAUUCACUGCAAUAAUUCUCAUAUUCAAAGUUGCACUAAGCAAGGCCUUCACAAGUGAUUCGGAGGUUAUUGAGGCAGUUUCCAACCUAAGUCCCCUGCUUGCUAUCUCUGUUUUUCUAAAUGGCAUUCAGCCAAUUCUAUCAGGUGUGGCCAUUGGGAGCGGAUGGCAAGCUGUUGUGGCUUAUGUAAAUCUGGCCACAUACUAUGUGAUUGGUCUCCCAGUUGGGUGUGUUCUUGGCUUCAAAACCAGUUUAGGAGUAGCAGGUAUUUGGUUGGGGGUAAUUACUGGGGUUCUUCUACAAACAGUUACUCUUAUAUUUCUGACUGCAAGAACAAAUUGGUCUGCAGAGGUUGAAAAGGCUGCUGAAAGAUUGAAGAGAUCUUCUAAUGAGGAAACACUAGACUUAAUGCCAGGCGUAUAAAGACGCUGCUACAGAAUCCUAACAUUUGCACAGGCAUAUUUUUUCUCUGCACAUGCCAGCCAUGUAUUUGGAGUUGAAGUAACACUAAAUAGAAUAGAGCCUUGAUAUGUAUACAGUGUACCUCUGUCAAUGAGGGUCUC